Molecule: messenger RNA, 1401 nt
Organism: Paramecium tetraurelia
Lineage: Eukaryota; Ciliophora; Oligohymenophorea; Peniculida; Parameciidae
Exons: 3
Biological process (GO): protein phosphorylation
Molecular function (GO): protein serine/threonine kinase activity; ATP binding
Source: RefSeq, a predicted model, not a curated record
AUGGAAGAGGAAAUGAGUGAAGUCGUACGAUAAUUUAAACCAAAGUUCAGAUCCAUUCACAAAACAUAAAUUGAAGAUGAUUUAAGUGAAAACACUGCAAGUUCAUUGCACUAAAUUGAACUAUUAAGAACUGUUAUAACUAAAAAUGUAUUUAACAUUGUAAGAAUACAAACCAUUGAUGAUAGAUGGAUUGGUAUUUAAUUGAGAGAUACCUACGUAACUUGUGGAUGGUUACUUUCUGAAGUGAUUAGGAAAUUAAGUUAAUUAAGAUUAAAUUAUGAUCCAGCAGACAUUGUUGGAUUUAAGACAAACAAUAUUCAUUUGGAUUAUCACUUGAGUUGUUUGCAUUACAAUUUGCCUAAUUUGAAUGGAGUUCUUCUUAUACCCUAAAUUCGUUAACAAUUAAAAGAGCCAAUUAAUCUUGAUUGGUUUGAAAUUAUCAAGAAAUUAGCAGCUGGGGGUUUCUCAGUAGUUUAUCUAGUAAAGAAUAAGGAGAAUGGAUAAUUUUAUGCUAUGAAGGUUAUUGACAAACGUUUAAUGAUUGAAAGAGACAAAGAAGAAAUGGUAUUCAACGAAAGAUAAAUCUUAACAAGAUUGAAUCAUAGAAGAAUAAUCAAUUUAUAUUGUGCAUUCUAGUCAAAAUCUAAAUUGUAUUUUGUAUUUGAUUAUUGUCCAGGUGGAGAACUCUAUUAUCAUCUUAGGAAAUAGAAACGAUUCAGUGAAGAAUAGGCUAAGUGGUUAUUCAUUCAAAUUUUGGAUGGAUUGCAAUAUUUGCAUUCCCAGAACAUUAUCUAUAGAGAUUUAAAACCAGAGAACAUAUUGAUUGAUUAAGAUGGGUGUCCCAAAUUGGCUGAUUUUGGACUCAGUAAAAUAGUUGACAAUUAAGAACAAUUAAAUUACUCAUUUUGUGGAUCCCUAGAAUACAUGGCUCCAGAGAUGAUCGAAUAGAAAGGACACAAUUAUACAUAGGAUUAUUAUUAACUGGGUGUUAUGCUCUAUGAGAUGAUGGCAGGCAUUCCUCCCUUUUAUGCUAAAACGAGGUAGGACAUGAUCAAGAAUAUAGUAUCAAAGUAGAUUAAUUAUCCUCAUUUCUUCUCUAAAAAUCUAUCAGAUUUCAUUACCAAGUUGUGUAAUAAAGAUAAAACCAAGAGAUUAUGUGGCAAAUAAAUCUAUUAGCAUCCUUGGUUACAGGGACCCAUUAAAAAGAUGCCAAUAAAGUAUUAAUGUGAUCAAUUCAAUUUUGACAAAUUGUUUAUCAAUCAAAAAUGCUUGGAUAUUGAGAGUGGACCCAGAUGUAUUGCUGAAGAGUUCAAUUUAUUGACGUUAUCUUAGUCAAGAGGUAUUCGGGAUGAAGAAAUGUGUCCCUUUGAAAAAUUCUCUAGUUUUUAUUACAAAAAAUGA